Molecule: messenger RNA, 2517 nt
Organism: Lathyrus sativus (Indian pea)
Lineage: Eukaryota; Viridiplantae; Streptophyta; Magnoliopsida; Fabales; Fabaceae
Source: the annotation of a GenBank genome assembly
AUGACUCGCCUUCGCACCAUCGCAUUCCUUUCCAUUUCAUUAGUACUCUUAUCUGCCAUUGACGUCGCCGCACAUGGUGCUAAGAGGAAGGCACGACAUAACCGCGUAGCUGGCAUUAGCAAUGUUACCUAUGAUGGCAAGUCACUCUUUGUUAACGGAAGGCGCGAGCUUCUCUUCUCCGGUUCCAUCCAUUACACUCGCAGCACUCCUGAUAUGUGGCCAUCCAUUCUUGAACGUGCAAGACAUGGAGGUUUGAAUGUUAUUCAAACUUAUGUGUUCUGGAAUGCUCAUGAGCCAGAGCAAGGCAAGUUCAACUUCCAAGACAACUAUGAUUUGGUAAAAUUCAUUAGGUUGGUUCAAGAGAAAGGCAUGUAUGUGACCCUCAGGGUUGGACCUUUCAUUCAAGCCGAAUGGAACCACGGAGGUCUUCCGUAUUGGCUAAGAGAGGUUCCGGGGAUCAUAUUUCGUUCUGAUAAUGAACCAUAUAAGAAACACAUGAGUGCAUUUGUUGGAAAAAUUAUACAAAUGAUGAAAGAUGAGAAACUCUUUGCUCCCCAAGGAGGUCCUAUCAUCUUGGCGCAGAUUGAAAAUGAGUACAACCAUAUCCAACUUGCCUAUGAAGAGAAGGGAGAUAGCUAUGUUCAAUGGGCUGCAAACAUGGCAGUAGCCUUCGAUGUUGGUGUUCCGUGGAUCAUGUGCAAGCAGAGAGACGCUCCUGAUCCCGUCAUCAAUGCAUGCAAUGGAAGACAUUGCGGCGAUACCUUUUCCGGACCAAACAAACCAUACAAGCCUGCCCUAUGGACUGAAAAUUGGACUGCACAAUACCGAGUUUUUGGUGAUCCAAUAUCUCAGAGAUCCGCAGAAGAUAUCGCCUUCUCAAUUGCCCGAUUUUUCUCCAAGAAUGGAAAUUUGGUCAACUACUAUAUGUACCAUGGUGGAACAAACUUUGGAAGAACGAGCUCUGCCUUUACGACUACUCAAUACUACGACGAAGCUCCUCUUGAUGAAUAUGGUCUUGAGAGGGAACCAAAGUGGAGUCAUCUUAGGGAUGCACACAAGGCUAUGCUCCUUUGCAGAAAGGCUAUCCUUGGCGGUGUUCCCACGGUUGAGAAGAUCAACACCUUCCACGAGGUUAGAAUAUUCGAGAAGAAAGAUGGAAAUAUUUGCGCCGCUUUUAUCACUAACAACCACACUACUGAAGCAGCCACCAUCAGUUUCAGAGGUUCUAACUACUUCUUGCCUCCACAUUCCAUUAGCGUCCUCCCCGACUGCAAGACCGUUGUCUUCAACACACAAAGUAUUGUUUCCCAACAUAAUUCAAGGAACUUUGUGAAGUCUGCUGUCGCAAACAACUUCAAAUGGGAGGUGUUUUCGGAGCCAAUUCAAAAUGUCAAGAAAGUCCCACCGUCUCAGAAAGUUCCAGCCGAGCUUUACAGCAUGCUUAAGGACACCACAGAUUAUGGAUGGUUCACCACUAGUUUCGAGUUGACUCAAGAAGAUAUGCCAAAGAAUGGAGCAGCUCCAGCUCUUCGUAUUAUGAGUCUUGGACACUCACUCUCCGCAUUUGUUAAUGGAAAAUGCAUUGGCUCUGGACAUGGUAGCCAUGAAGAGAAAUCUUUUGAAUUUGAGCAACCUGCAAACUUUAAGGUUGGAACCAACUACGUAUCCAUCUUGGCCAGCACUGUUGGACUACCAGACAGUGGAGCUUACAUGGAACACAGGUACGCAGGACCCAAGUCCAUAUCCGUUGUUGGUCUUGCCAGAACAAUUGAUAUCACUAGAAACGGUUGGGGUCAUCAGGUGGGUCUCAAAGGCGAGGGACUUAAAGUUUUCACCGAGGAAGGAUCAAAGAGCGUUAAGUGGGUUCCAGUAACAGGAUCAGCACGCGCCAUCUCAUGGUUUAAGACAAGAUUUAUCACACCAGAAGGUAAAGGUCCGGUUGUAAUCAGGAUGACAGGUAUGGGAAAAGGAAUGAUUUGGGUGAACGGUAAAAGCAUCGGCCGUCACUGGAUGUCCUACCUUUCUCCUCUCGGAAAACCUACUCAAUCGGACUACCAUAUCCCGAGGUCUUACCUUAACAGCAAAGACAAUUUGCUUGUUAUAUUGGAAGAGGAAAAGGCCAGUCCCGAAAAGAUUGAGAUAAUGAACGUUGACAGAGACACUAUCUGCAGUAACAUCAGAGAGAAUGACCCUGCCAACGUCAAUUCAUGGGUAUCUAGACACGGACAGUUCCGUGCUCUCGACAAAAAUGCAGGACCACAGGCUUCACUCAAAUGCGCCACAGGCAAAAAGAUCGUAGCUAUUGAAUUCGCAAGCUUUGGUAACCCUUCUGGUUAUUGUGGAAUGUAUAAUGUUGGAAAUUGUAACGACGCUUCUGCUAAAAGCGUUGUUGAGAAGGAAUGCUUGGGGAAAGAAGCAUGUUUGGUUGCCGUGAACCGUGCAAACUUCAUGAAAGGUGGUGAUGCCUGCCCGAAUCUGGUGAAGAGCCUUGCUAUACAAGCUAAGUGUUCUUACUAG